This is a messenger RNA of Dioscorea cayenensis subsp. rotundata (Guinea yam), 1518 nucleotides long. Its product is annotated as putative disease resistance protein RGA3. The coding region runs from base 211 to 1518 and encodes 435 amino acids. Gene Ontology annotation, biological process: defense response to other organism. Gene Ontology annotation, molecular function: ADP binding. NCBI's taxonomy places the organism in Eukaryota, Viridiplantae, Streptophyta, Magnoliopsida, Dioscoreales, Dioscoreaceae. The transcript has a single exon. The record is from RefSeq and is a predicted model, not a curated record.
UGACAAGAGAGAGACAAUAUAUAAGUCAGAACAUGGGCCAACAGGAACUGCCAAACAAGCAAGUGGGAUUUAAACAAUAGGAAAUAUGCAUCAGCUUGGAAAAUGAAAUGAAAGCUCCAACAAUGAAAAUCAGCAACUCUCCGGUGAUCAUUUAGCUUCUGUUUUCAAGUUAAGAUUAGGGAGGAGCUGUUUUUUAAGCUAAAGAAGAUCAUGGCAGUGGUGUUGGCCUUUCUCCAAGGACUGUGCCAGAGGUUACAGUCCACCAUUGCAGCAAGUGAUCAGCUUCCACUCGGCGUUGACAACCAGCUGGAGAGACUUCUCAAAGCCUUUCGAGCAAUUCAAGUAACUACAGUCGAAUCUGCGGAGAACAAGCAGAGCAAGAGCAAGGCUGUGCGAACCUGGCUCCGUGAGCUUAAAGCAGCUGCAUAUGACGCUGAUGACUUACUAGACUGCUUGGUUUUGAAAGCUCAAGAACCUGAAGUCGAAGCCAGUGGCAGGGAGGUGGUAGACCAGCGCUGCUGUCUUAUCUUUAACUGUGGCCAAGAACACCCUGCCACACAAACAGAACUCAUCAUGAUCCAAGACGUCAGGAGGAGAGUACAAAAGUUAAUGAGAAAGAAGCCUUCUUCUCUUGAUCUUUGUGGACAACCAUCAAGCUACAGCAUGAAUCAUGAAUUUGAAGCAAUAGAAGCCACAGCUGCGAAUUCAGGAGAGUUUGGGAGAGGUGAAGAUAAAGAGAAGUUGGUCAAGUUGUUGAAAUCUGAUGAAUCUUCUCAGGUGUAUCUUUCUCUCAUUGCCAUUGUUGGCAGGGAGGGUGUUGGGAAAACAACUCUUGCACGCACUGUCUAUAAUGACAAGGAAGUGGCAAGCUAUUUCAACCUUAAGGUGUGGAUCACAGCAUCCGAAAUCCAUGACAGUGCUAGCCUAUCAACAUCCAUUUUGACUUCAGCUGGAAGUGGAGCACAAGAAAUUUUUGAUAAUCGAUUAGCUAAGGGGCGAUUUCUGCUCAUCUUGGAUGAUGUGAGGAAUGAAAAAAUUGAAUGGGAAGCGGUGUACGAGAAGUUGCAGCUUGCACAAAAUGGCAGCAAGAUCUUGAUCACCACUGAGAAUGAACAAUUUGUUAAUAAGAUGCGACUGCCAUCAACUAGCUACCAUUUGAAGGUCCUUUCCCAUGGAGACUGCUGGUCUCUGUUCAGACAAUGUUCAAAUCUCGGAGCUGCUGCAUCUGAUUUAAGUACCACACAGCUGGAAGAAGUUGGCAUGAAGAUUGCAGCAGAGUUGGAGGGGCUUCCACUAGCUGCACAGUUACUUGGAUCUCUCUUAUGUUCUAAUGCCAACCUAAAUGACUGGAAGAUGAUCUUAAAUGCUGAAGUCUUGAAGUCUAAACCUGAAGAAUUAUGUGGCAUUCCUGCUGCUCUGUGGCUGACCUAUCAGCACCCUGCCACCACAGAUCAAGCAAUGUUUUUCAUACUGUUCAGUUUUUCCCUCGAGAUCACAAGUUCAACAAGGAUAACUUAA